AUCGGACGCCGGUCCACCAAGCGUCUUCUUGUCUACGGAAAGAGGGAUUUCCUGGUCGCGUCUUUUGAAGAAACCUUAAGCGCGGCACCGUCCGCCGUUGUCCCCACAAGAAAGGGCGUGGGAGCCACGGAGGGAAAAGGGAGGAGACCGGCCCAUACAGCAUCACGCAAGGAUGGAGGCGGGCAACCUCGGCCCAGCAAGGCCUUUGUCACUGCCAGCAUCUCUCUCCCUUGGAGCACGGCGGGGGAUCUCCCGCCUGACGUUCUUAGGGAGGAGCCAGGAUACGUGCGGGCUUCUCAGGAUCUCGUCGGCUAUUAUGCCGCUUCGGGGGAGAUUGAAAAUGCAGCGCAUGCCUUGAUCAUUAUGAGGACGGGUAGGAGGGGUAGAAGAAGAGAGGGAGGGAGGGAGGGAAGGAGGGAGGCAGGGGGAGAUGAAGAUGGAAAAGGGUGGAGCAAAAAUAUGACUUAAAGGGCAACAUUCCGCACUGGGUAUUCAGCAAGAGCGUCGGGACUACCGGGAUGCACUUUCUUCAGACCUUGGAGGCAGUGGCAGGGGCGCCACGGCGCCGCUGGCGAUGGUAGCCGUGAACAGAAAAGGCACCCGGAGAACGCUCCCCUCCGGAGUAUUGGGACAGAUGGGGAGAAAAGGAGGGAGGGAGG
Messenger RNA from Nannochloropsis gaditana CCMP526, 659 nucleotides. RefSeq lists its product as uncharacterized. The annotation marks the transcript as partial. The transcript has 2 exons. The record is from RefSeq and is a predicted model, not a curated record.